UAAGCUGCACUUAGUAUGGAAUUCAAAAUAUAUAUAUAUAUAACUUAUAAGAACAUCAAACUUUAUAUGUUUCUCCUGACAGAAAUGGCUAAAUUACCAAUUUCUACCUCCAUUCUAUUUCUUCUUAUUUUACUAUCUAUCCAUUCAGGUGAAAUCUCACUUUUGGUGGAAGCACAGAAAACAUGGUGUGUAGCAAAGCCAACAACAACUGAUAUUGAGCUUCAGAAUAACCUAGAUUAUGCCUGCAGCCAUGCCGAUUGCCGAUCUUUACGAAAUGGAAAUGCAUGCUACAGCUCGAAUAGCAGAUUGCACCAGGCAUCCUAUGCCAUGAAUCAGUAUUAUCAAUCCCAUGGCAGGAUUGAUUCAAGCUGUGAUUUCUCUAACACCGGUCUUAUCGCGGUUUCUGAUCCGAGUUAUGGUAAUUGCAUCUUUGACUAUGGAGGAAACGAACCAUUAGCAGCCGAAUCGAAUGGUUGGUGUGUGGCUAAGCCAAUGGCACCCCCAGAAUUGCUAUUGGCAAACAUAAAUUACGUUUGUGGGGAAAUAGAGUGCAGCAUAAUACAAGCAAAUGGUGACUGUUAUAGUCCAGAUAAUAUCCUUAGCCACGCCUCAAUUGCUAUGAACAUGUAUUAUGUGAUUCAUAAUAAAACCAAUUUGAGUUGCUAUUUCAAUAACUCUGGCAUCGUUGUAUUAAAUGAUCCAAGUUAUGGAAUUUGCGAUUAUUAUUAAAUGAAAAAAUUGGAGAUUUUCUUUAUAAAUUCAGACUGAAGAAUCUUAUAGCCACUCAUAAAUCAUGUAUUUGCAUAGCCAAAUGAGAUACUUUGAUGAGAUUAAUUAUAUGAGUAAAGAGUCAUCUGAUUUUUUAACUUGUAA
This is a messenger RNA of Mercurialis annua (annual mercury), 873 nucleotides long. Its product is annotated as glucan endo-1,3-beta-glucosidase 4-like. NCBI's taxonomy places the organism in Eukaryota, Viridiplantae, Streptophyta, Magnoliopsida, Malpighiales, Euphorbiaceae. The transcript has 7 exons. The record is from RefSeq and is a predicted model, not a curated record. Bases 16 to 729 code for a protein of 237 amino acids.